GCUUCGAUAUUACAGUUUACUCGUGAGCAACUGUUUAGUUUUUUUCUAUUUCAGGCUAAGAAAAAUUUUGCGCUGUCGUAUUACUGCAAUAAUCAUGUCAAAUUUGGGUUUCUAUCGCGCCGUCAUUCGCCGCUUACAUUUUGCGCUGUACGCUUACAUUGAUUUUCGUCUUUUACAAAUACGCAGUUGGCCAAAUACAAAUGGGUGAUAGAUACUCUUCUACGCUAGAACUACUGUUUCGAACGUACGCAAGUCAGAUUCAGAUUUAGCGGACCCAAACUGCGUUCUUCGGUAACAUUUCUUGUUACAGUGAAUUUGACGCAAAAGCAUUUUUAUUGGGUAAAAUUAUUGUUUAUAUUUAUUUGAUUUCUUUAAUACGGCAGCAAUGAGCCAAAACGCAACUCAUUGUGGCUGGCCGGAGCGGAACUUUAUUUAUAUAUAUAGCCAGCCCGGCUUCAAAUAUACUGAUAGUGUCCUGCGUCCAAUUUGGCUGUUAAUCUGCACAACCGGCAAUAUCAUCAACAUAAUUCUCCUGAGAAAAAUCACCACGUUCCAGGCAACAUUUCUGGUUUCAGUGGCUGCUUUUGAUAUGAUAUUCAUGUGGUCCUGGUUUUUUGCAAUGUACAUCCGGGAUCGGGUAGGGGAAUACAACAUUGCCGGUCAAGCAGCCUGGGCGACACUGACGAGCAUCGAGUACUUCGGCAACGUUGCAGCGCUUUGUUCGGAUUGGACACUUUUGAUAUUCAGUCUGAUACGGCUGCUAACCGUCAUUGAUCCAUUCUCAUCCAUCUGGUACACCAAAACAAAAAUUCGAAUACUGAUCACCUGCAUAAUACCGUUGGCCGGCAUUGCCAAAAUUUACCAAAUGGUCGAUUACGGUACGCAGGACAAGCCAGCGCAGAACUCUACAUGGCUUAAGCAAUGGCGCGAUGUUGAGGAUAUCGGAACUUUGGCGAUUCCCGUGGGGGUGUUCCUGGCAAUGUUGAUUAUCAACGUUCUGGUGUUGUUAAUCCUGAUCAAGCGCCGCAUGCUGCAGCCAUCAGCCACCGGCGGAAACGUUGACCUGGAUAAAUUCACAAAAUUCUGCCUCCAGCUGGAACGCAAAAAAGGAGAAGUUGUCGUAAAUUUUCAGCAAAAGGAAACCCGCGCUGCCACAACCGUGCGCCUUCUGACCGCCUCGGUGGUGUUGUUUCUUAUCUGCCGAAUUCCCUUUAUAUCCUGGUAUAUUCUGCUGAUACUGGAACGGCACUGCUUAGCGCAUAUAUCGGACAAUGACAGUGUGAUAUUUCUGAUAUUUUACUACCAGUUCUUGUACAUCAAUUUUUCCGUCAAUUUCUUAAUCUACUGCGGCGUCAGUCGGAUAUAUCUGAUGCGCUUUCUGAAAUUAACCGCCAGUUGUCGGCAUCCGAAAGCGCCGGAAUUCCGGUCCCGAAGUACUCUGGAAACAACCCUUUCUGAGAACUCCCCGAAUGCUGCGGAAAACAUUGAACGGUUCGACGCAGGAAAUACUGAAAAAACAAUCAGACUGGGAAGAAACGGUACGGUUUUGGCUGCGGAGAAACGUCCUAACAAGCAGGGAUGAAAGCGUGAAAUACGCGCACACCGGACGUUGCUGUUUUGAGUUAUUGAGAUAUCGCUGGUCUCGACCAGGCUAUGAAUGUCCAACGCUGGCAAUGCUGAUACACUAUCGUUAUAAGAAGUGAUACUGUAAUCUUUUCAUUAUAAAGGUUGGCAGUAGCUGACCGCUCCGUUUACAGGAACUGGAAGUAAACUGCAUAUCGGUUUUCCAGCCUACAGGGACAGAAUUUAUUUAUCAAAGCAGUGCUAAUGCGGUUGUGAUUUGCAACAGUACUAAAACUAAUGUUUGUUCAGCAACAUUUGGUGUAUCGCAUCAGCAUGUAAAGUCAAUAAAGGGCAAACUACAGUCAA
Paramacrobiotus metropolitanus is the source of this 1929-nucleotide messenger RNA. RefSeq lists its product as uncharacterized. Bases 386 to 1582 code for a protein of 398 amino acids. The transcript has 5 exons. NCBI's taxonomy places the organism in Eukaryota, Metazoa, Tardigrada, Eutardigrada, Parachela, Macrobiotidae. Gene Ontology annotation, molecular function: G protein-coupled receptor activity. Gene Ontology annotation, cellular component: plasma membrane. Gene Ontology annotation, biological process: G protein-coupled receptor signaling pathway. The record is from RefSeq and is a predicted model, not a curated record.